AUGUCAGAUGAUGAGAUUAAGCAGUUGUGCUUAAUAGAUAUAGACAAGAUCUUACAUUCCUAUGAUAAAAUCUUGAAAGACUAUCCUCCUAUGCCUUUAGCAACUGAAGUUGAUAGUUCUUUGUUAACCGAAAGGGUUAUUAGGGAAGAGCUAAACUUUAACAGGGAUGAUUUAAAGAAAAAUGCCUUAGAUAUGUUAGCCAUCGCAACACCUGAGCAGAAAUAUGCAUUCGAUAAAAUUGUUACAACUAUGGGUGAUAUUGUGUUAAACAUUGCUUCAAGUGGUAUUGCAUCUUUACUUCUUUCCAAUGGAAGAACGGCACACUCAAGGUUCAAAAUACCGCUGAAUAUAACUGAGUAUUCUGUAUGUAACAUCAAACCUGGUUCCCCUCAAACAAUGCUGCUAUUGAAAGCCAAACUUAUAAUUUGGGAUGAGGCUCCAAUGGUGCUCAAACUAACAAAAAACAUGAGACUCUCUGUAGGGACGACUGCUUCAGAUCAAGAGGAGACAGAGCAAUUUGGUGAGUGGUUAUUGAAAGUUGGUGAUGGUCUAAUAGGUAACAAUAUGGAUGGUGAAUCUAAGAUAUGUCUUCCAGGAGAUAUUGUUAUUCUUUCUUCGGACCAGGCAUUUGAUGAGUUGGUCAACAACCAUCUUAUGGCUAUCAUUCCUGGAGGAAAAAAAUUAUAUCUCAGUUCAGAUUCGAUUUGUAUGGAUGAAGGGAAUAUGGAGAGUCAACUAGAUCUCUAUGGUCCUGAAUUACUGAAUAGCAUAAAUUGCUCUGGUUUGCCUCCACAUAAAUUAAUAUUCAAAGUUGGUGUUCCGGUGAUAUUACUGAGGAAUAUUGACCAAUCCAGUGGUCUUUGUAAUGGUACAAGGCUACAAGUUAGGAAGUUUGGAAAUCAUGUCAUAGAAUGUGAAGUCUUCAUGGGUAACAAUGUUGGUCAUAUUGCUUUGAUUCCAAGAAUGAAUAUAGUACCAACAAAUGAAACCGUCCCAGUUAGAUUCCAACGAAGACAAUUUCCAUAA
Messenger RNA from Arachis ipaensis, 1026 nucleotides. RefSeq lists its product as uncharacterized. Gene Ontology annotation, biological process: DNA replication. Lineage: Eukaryota; Viridiplantae; Streptophyta; Magnoliopsida; Fabales; Fabaceae. Gene Ontology annotation, cellular component: replication fork. The record is from RefSeq and is a predicted model, not a curated record.